Molecule: messenger RNA, 2311 nt
Organism: Schistocerca cancellata (South American locust)
Lineage: Eukaryota; Metazoa; Arthropoda; Insecta; Orthoptera; Acrididae
Product: FAST kinase domain-containing protein 4
Exons: 11
Coding region: 391-2076 (561 amino acids)
Biological process (GO): regulation of mitochondrial mRNA stability; mitochondrial RNA processing
Cellular component (GO): ribonucleoprotein granule; mitochondrial matrix
Molecular function (GO): RNA binding
Source: RefSeq, a predicted model, not a curated record
CGAAAGGUGGGCGAAUGGAAGAUCUUCAGGUGCAAGAUCAUUUAUGUUAUUUAAUUUUGUGUUAGUAAAUCUUCAUUACUUUAGCACAUAAACACGGUGGAAAAUAAGACGUCAUGUCAUCCACUUACGACGCUUGGACAUACAAUUAAAAAAUCUCGUUCAGCGUGUGGAACAGACGCAGUCGUCUUGAUCCCAUGAGAGGUAAAUUAUAAAAGGCUAGGAUUCUGAUUGAAUCCUGAAAAAAUAGUGAAGAAAAUAAUGUCAUGGCACGCUAAAUGUUGUGUGUAGAAGAAAAUACUACGGGCUCUUCCUGCGUUUAGCAGCUGUGUAUUUUGCGUUUAAGGUUAUGUGGGAUUUGAACUUUGAAGACGGAACAUCUAGUUAAGUGAUAUGAUUUUUCGCAGCAUUAUGCUGCGUUCAGUUUCUAUGUCUAGUUGGCGCGGAUUGCUAAGAGCAACUGCUCUGCCUUUGACGAGGCUUUCUAGUUCCUCGGCAACGGCAGCAACUGGCCCCGUUGCAGUCCCUUGCGAAGCCGAAGACACAUCAGAUAAGACGGCAGAGGAGGCGUCGCAAGCAGUCGGUUCGGCGACCGCACCGGGUGGCUCGCAGCCUGCCCUCGGGACUGCCAGGAGGAAGGCUCUGGUUGCAGCCGCCAUGGAGCUGAGCUCACCGGGGGCACCGCUGGCAGAGGAGGCCCCUGGUGGCACGGCACCGAAGGAGAAGAAAACAGCUGAGCCGUCAAGUGCACCGACAAAACAACCUGCUACACCUGUCGACAAACGAGAAAUUAAACGACCACGAAAAGGCCCCGCAAUGGCUACGUUAUCUGCGACUGGGGAUUUGAGUGUCAUUUUGGGCAUCACCGGUGACGAUGAAGCGGCACGAAUGGUGCCCAGUCUUUCGACAGACCAGAAAAUAAGGGUGUUGUCGAAGCUCUCCUCACAGCGCCGUAGGUCGGUGACCCUACUGAGGUCACUGGCCGCGUCCAUAACGGCUCAGAGCGAGCCACUUGGCCUCAAGCGGGCUGCCGAUGUUCUCUACGCUGCUGCUACCCUUAAUUUCCCGGACGGUCCGCUGCUGGAGAGAGCGGUCAGCGACGCCGGAACUGCUCUGUCGUCUGGUAGUGCUGGGGCAGAAGGCAAGGCUGCGGCAGUGAGGUCUGUCGCCACCAGUGUCGGCUUGCUGAGGUACAGGGACAUAGAGCUGAUGGAGCACAUGUCGGAUUGGGUGCUGUCUCAGCUGCACAGUUGUCGCCCACAAGACCUGACUGCCGUACUGUUGACGUUUGCCGCCGUCAACUAUGUGCCAUCAAAUGCUGACGAGUUCUUUCAGGCUGUGCUCCCCCUACUGAGAGAGGCAGACUUCCCCGGGCCAUCCAUGUGGUUGGACACCGUGUGGUCGCUGUGCGUCCUCGGAAGAGCUACCCCGGAGCAGACUGCGUCCGUCCUCUCCCCGGAAUUCCUGCUGCGAUUAGCGAGAACCUCGGGACGAGCAGAUUCGCUUGGUGAAAUUCCUCCAGGCAGCAAGCUCAAGCUGCUGAAUGUGAAUGCAGUUUCACAGUACUUACUCCCUAACUACAAAGGGCCGCUGCUGUCACCCACGUCCGAUGUGGCAGCAGUUCCCAUCGCGCGCACCAAGGCGAGGCAGGCACUUGUCGCAUCUGUGCUCGAUGCGCUCACCAACCUCCUGCCGUCGGCGACUUACUUGCGCUCCAGUGUCAACACUGGCAUGGGAUUCCUGCUGGAUGCCGAAUGUCUCAUUGACUCGAAGUGCAAUCCUUUACCGCUGCCCCAGCCAGACAACAAGUCCUCUCCACCUCGGAGUUUUGACAGAAAGGGAUCAAAGGUAGCAGUGCUGGUGUGGAGCUACGCGGAGGUGUGCCGCGGGCGCGGUUCCCCACCCCCUCCUGCGGGUCCUGCCGCACUCGCGGAGAGGUUACUGACAGCCCGCGGCUACCGCAUUCUUCGGGUACACCACGCGGAGUUUGCAGGUGUCGGUGACAGCCUGGUGAAGAGGGUGCAGUUCCUGGAGAGGCGUCUCAAACAGCUGGCCACUGCACCGUCCCCUAACGGCUAGCUCUAGUCUCAGGUUGCACAGAAGAAGGUACAGUGACAUUGUAGCAAUGGACAGGAACUGGACAGUGUGAGCAAAGGCAGAAACAGGAAUAUCUGGACAAGAGAACUGCUCUCUCUCUCCAUAAUUUAUUGUUUUGUCUUUACGUGUGGUGUUAAUGUGGUGGUGUGUAGUGCUGCUGAUGUCAAACUAACAAUGUGACCAUUAUUUAUAAAUAUUACUAUUUAAUUGCUGUUCA